This is a messenger RNA of Lagenorhynchus albirostris (white-beaked dolphin), 513 nucleotides long. RefSeq names its product cilia and flagella associated protein 276 (gene CFAP276). The record is from RefSeq and is a predicted model, not a curated record. Bases 1 to 513 code for a protein of 170 amino acids. Lineage: Eukaryota; Metazoa; Chordata; Mammalia; Artiodactyla; Delphinidae. The transcript has 5 exons.
AUGCCUCUCACCCGAGACCCUUUCCAGCAUCCUACGUUGGAAAACGAUGAUUCCUACUUGGGAAAACUGCGGGCUUCCAAGAAACUGCCAUAUAAGAACCCAACUCACCUUGCUCAGCAACAGGAACCCUGGUGUCGACUCAGCUCAACUCCCACAAUCACGUCCAUGAGGCAGGCUGUUUAUUUUUUUGAUCCUGAGAUACCGAAGGAUGAUCUGGAUUUCCGAUUAGCAGCCUUGUACAACCACCACACAGGGACGUUCAAGAGCAAAAGUGAGACACUGAUACACCAGGAGACCAUUCAGGAUGCCCAUGGAAUCAAGAUCCAAUUCUCUGGAGAAUCUUUAUCCCCUCCCCAGCCACCCGCCAUCACUUCCCAAGCUAACAUCAGACACUGGAUCAACCCUAAGAAGGAGUCUAUUCACAGCAUCCAGGGAUCCAUAGUGUCCCCUCACACUGCAGCCAGCAAUGGAGGAUAUUCCCGAAAGACUGAUGGUGGCUUCUUCUCCACCUAA